AUGAAGGUGGAAGAUCAAUCUAGUCCCAAGGAUGAGGAUAUCCUCAGCCAAACACAAGAUCCGCUGGAAAGAAGGAGAUUGCAGAACCGGCUUUCUCAAAGAAAUCACCGUCGCAAGAUCAGAGAACGCAUCGCUAAGCUUCAAGAGCGCGUAAUCGCCAACGAACUCAGAGCGGCAGCUGCUCUCAACGGAUGGGAUCAGGCAUAUAACCCGUCACUAUUCCCAAGGUCUCAGUCCUCCUCGGAGAAUGAACUCGGCUUUACCUCGAGAGAUGUCUCCCCUUUAAUCCCAGACCAGUGCACUCCAUUCAUGCCACCAUAUCCUCUUUUCUCCCAAGCGUGGCCAAACGACUUCAAUACAUUCCCGCAAAAUGGGUAUCCUGGCGAUCUAUCCCAAUUUACCGGAGUCAGUGAAGCGAGUCCAAGAUCCCCUGCGACAAGCGCUCCAGCACAAACCCACAGCAUGUCACCACCCAGUUCUGCUCCCGGAGACACAUACAGGGAAAUGAUAGGAACCCCGGAGGCUUUGAUACCAGACUCCUUGUCUACAUCAGCACCCAAUCAGCCGCUGUACUACGUUGCAACUGAAGCCGCAUUGCCUCAAAUAAUCCAUGUCAUCAACACCAUGUCUCCCGAAUACAAAGUGAUUGUUCUGGUUCCUCCAGAGUCGCCAGCAUCGGCUUCGAUACCUUCGUUCCCUUCACCAACCUCCCCCUAUGGUGGUCAUAACGGGCCGGAUCAUGGUCCUGCAGCACAACAGUCUACCUCCCAAAACUUGGGUUGUCUGUGUUAUCCCCACAAUAUCCACUCCACACCUACGCAGUUUGCUUCAAGGCCAUGGAUGGGCGGGGGGUCAUAUACGCAAACUUGUCCUCUGCACAAGGUGGCCAAUACAGUACCCCCGAGGGGACCCUUUCCUGUCAGGAUGCUGUGA
Messenger RNA from Penicillium griseofulvum, 933 nucleotides. RefSeq names its product transcription factor xanC (gene xanC). NCBI's taxonomy places the organism in Eukaryota, Fungi, Ascomycota, Eurotiomycetes, Eurotiales, Aspergillaceae. Gene Ontology annotation, biological process: regulation of DNA-templated transcription. Gene Ontology annotation, molecular function: DNA-binding transcription factor activity. The coding region runs from base 1 to 933 and encodes 310 amino acids. The record is from RefSeq and is a predicted model, not a curated record. The transcript has 3 exons.